AGGCCUCCGUAGAAGAUCGCGCUUCCCUUCUCUUCUAGGGUUCUUUACUUCUUUCUCUAGUUUAAUCAUUUCUAUAGCGAUGGCAGACGUAGAGUACAAAUGCUUCGUCGGAGGGCUCGAAUGGGCUACCGACGAGCAAUCCCUGAAUUCGGCUUUCAGUCCUUACGGCGAGAUUAUCGAAUCGAAGAUCAUUAACGAUCGGGACACUGGGAGGUCGAGGGGAUUCGGAUUUGUGACCUUCAGCAACGAGAAGGCGAUGAAAGACGCCAUUGAAGCAAUGAACGGCCAGGAUCUUGACGGCCGUAGAAUCACCGUUAACGAGGCUCAGGCCCGAGGCGGAGGUGGCGGCUACAGCCGUCGCGGUGGCGGCGGUUAUAGCCGUGGUGGUGGAUAUGGUGGUGGCGGUUAUGGUGGUGGGCGUGAUCGCGGUUACGGUGACGGAGGAUACGGCGGCGGACGUGAUCGCGGUUAUGGGGACGGUGGAUCCCGCUAUAGAAGUGGUGGUGGUAGGGACGGAAGCUGGAGGAACUGAAUUUUUAGCGUUGUGUGUGAAUGCUAUGAUAAGUGUUCUAGAUUUGCUUGGAUGUUCUUAAGAUGGUUCUUGUUAUGAUUCUGUGUUGUUUCGUGUUCGCACUUUUUUUUUUUUUUAAAUUAGAGGUCUCCUAAAAUUUUAGAAAUUUUGUAAUUUUCUCUUGAAAUUUAUCAAAGACUAGACCGUCUCCUGACCUACAAGGAGACUAACAUGUGCUACCAGUGGAAUAUAGAUGGAUUAUCUGAGUUUGAAGACAA
Molecule: messenger RNA, 789 nt
Organism: Malania oleifera
Lineage: Eukaryota; Viridiplantae; Streptophyta; Magnoliopsida; Santalales; Ximeniaceae
Product: glycine-rich RNA-binding protein GRP2A-like
Molecular function (GO): mRNA binding
Source: RefSeq, a predicted model, not a curated record